UUGAUACCGAAAACGAUUUUCAAUUAAAUUGAAACUAUCUAAUUAUGCAAUCCUUAAUCUUUGGCCAUCUAUUAUUUUCAUUAAUUAUCACGACGAUUAUAUUAAUCAAUAUAAAUGUUGGUAACGAAGAGACAAUUGACUCAAACUGCAACGAAGGUGAAAUCAGAUUCACUCUUGGUCAGAAAUUAAGGGAAAAAUACAGUCUUCUAAACCAGCCGGCUAUCGAUCCAGAUGAUCCAGUGGUUAUUUACUAUGAUGUGGCAUUGCGACAACUUUUUAGAGUGGAUGAGAAACAUCAAGUCCUCUCACUGCUUCUCUGGGAACGAUCGUCCUGGAUUGACCCCAAUCUGAAGUGGGACCCGCUGGACUUCUGCAACAUCACUGAGAUCCGGAUGAAGGAGACAGAGGUGUGGGUACCAGACAUCGUAAUAACCAACAGCGUGGCUGAAUUCACACGUCCUCUGGACACAAUGAUUCCCCUGCAGGUGAGGCACACGGGAGAAGUGAAGUGGAACUCCCCCUCAAUGAGACAUGUCUCCUGCCCCAUCAGGGUCAAGUUCUUCCCGUACGAUCGACAGAAGUGCAAACUGGACCUUGUUUCGUGGACUUAUACGAGUGACAAACUGCGUUUAACAACCAAGACCCAGGCGGGAUUCGAUCUCUCAUCCACUCAUGACAGCGGAGAGUGGAGUGUGAAGAAUACUACUUUUAAAGAGAGUCUUGUCUAUUAUGAGAAGAGCAAUGCGUCACAUUAUCACUUGCAGUUCAGAAUAGUGAUUGAAAGACGUCCCCUCUACUAUCUUUUCUACCUGUUCGUCCCCUCCUCUCUAAUUAUGGUCUUGUCGCUCAUGACCUUCCUUCUCCCAGCCGAGAGUGGUGAGAAGGCCACUCUAGCUGUGAUGGUGCUGUUGUCUCUCCUCAUUCUCAUGGUCUCUGUGUCAGAGAAACUGCCCGCUAACUCAAAAGAUAUGCCACUACUCAGCAUUUAUUUUGUGGCCAAUAUGCUAACAGUCAGCAUCUCCAUGGUCUUCUCAGUCGCCAUUAUCAACAUGCACUUCCACGCUAGGGAGAUGGGUUCGAACCCCGACAGGACCAAAUCCGAUUCUCAGUCCAUGUCGUCCAGGGUAAAGCAUGUGGCGUUUGAUAAGCUGGCUCCUCAUUUGGGAAUAGAUGCUUCAACUGUGGCUAACCAGAAAGAUAGUUUAACUACUGCUUUCGGUAUUCAUAAUCGUCCAGAGAACACUCUUGGGCCAGCACUGGCAAUACACUCACGUGUCAGGAGCAGCUCCCUUCGAAACUCACUUCAACCCCGGACCCAAUUUUCACCCAAAAUCGCCCAAAUAAAAGAAGACCCAAUCGAAGUUAUAAUUGACAAACUCGCCGUAAUAGAGCACUGUUCUUUGUACAUGGCUAGUACUAUUCAUACUAGUUAUAAAAGAGACGAAAAAAAAAUGCAGUGGAUCUUCAUCGCCAAAAUUGUGGAUCGACUUUUGCUGAUUGUCUUUUUGAUUGUGUUUCUUUUGACGUCAGCAAUGAUUUUGGCAUUCGAGUUUUAUAAUGAUUAUUCGAGUUAA
Molecule: messenger RNA, 1574 nt
Organism: Symsagittifera roscoffensis
Lineage: Eukaryota; Metazoa; Xenacoelomorpha; Acoela; Convolutidae
Product: neuronal acetylcholine receptor subunit alpha-7-like
Exons: 9
Coding region: 45-1574 (509 amino acids)
Biological process (GO): regulation of membrane potential; chemical synaptic transmission; signal transduction
Cellular component (GO): plasma membrane; synapse; neuron projection
Molecular function (GO): transmitter-gated monoatomic ion channel activity involved in regulation of postsynaptic membrane potential; transmembrane signaling receptor activity; excitatory extracellular ligand-gated monoatomic ion channel activity
Source: RefSeq, a predicted model, not a curated record